This is a messenger RNA of Caenorhabditis remanei, 207 nucleotides long. RefSeq lists its product as uncharacterized. Lineage: Eukaryota; Metazoa; Nematoda; Chromadorea; Rhabditida; Rhabditidae. The coding region runs from base 1 to 207 and encodes 68 amino acids. The transcript has a single exon. The record is from RefSeq and is a predicted model, not a curated record.
AUGAAAUUCCUUCUAAUUUUCCUCCUUACUACAACAGUACUCCUACCGUACUCCACAGGCCAGUGGUACGGUAGCGGUGGCAUCGACAAUCUUCCGUUGUAUUUCGGACAUCAAUCUGGAAACUCAUUGGGCAAUAGCUAUGUUGGAAAUGGAUUGGCGGGGGUCUACUUGUUUUGUAAUGGAAUUGGAUGUCCUGGAAGGGGAUAA